Messenger RNA from Pelecanus crispus (Dalmatian pelican), 1023 nucleotides. NCBI's taxonomy places the organism in Eukaryota, Metazoa, Chordata, Aves, Pelecaniformes, Pelecanidae. The record is from RefSeq and is a predicted model, not a curated record.
AAAAUCAACCAUGGCAAGCCAGGUACUCAUCUGGGGACACUGACUCUUUGGUGACAUCUCCAAGCAGAGCAUUGUGUACAUUGGGCUGUGGCUAACAGCCAGCUGUGUCAGCUUGACAGUGUGGCAGAGCCAGCGGGUUGGUUUUUCGGCUGGAAGAGGAAGAGCAGACUGCAAAUGUGCCUGGGUAAAGAACCGUCAAAGAGAUUUGCCAUAGAUGUGGGUUGUACCAGUGUAGCUGUUGCAGCUGCAGCAAUAGCGGAUCCUGGAGCAUCUGGAGAAGAUAGGAGUUUUCUUCAUGGAAGCAAUACUGUCAAAAGCCUUUUGAUGCCAGAAAUUAGGACAAACACAUCUGUUGUCUGGAACUUCUCAGCUGACCCUUGGUAUACCUGGCACACUCCUUGCAAUGUAAAAAGUGUGUUGGGCAGGGCAGGGACUCACCUUGGCAGUUUGUUGCAGCAACACUUGCAGACCACGCAUCCUGCACGCUGGGUCCUCAUUGUAAAAGAAAAAUUUUUCAUAGCUUUGGAGAAAGCACAACACAAAAAUACACAUUUAACUGUUGAUAUGUGGACUCUGAAUGACUCUGAAUGGCAGCUCCCUCCCACUGGCUUUGCUAAAACUUCUGUAGUAGGAAGUGUCCUACAAGAACCAAAUUACCAAAUUGAUGUGUGGCUUUCCCUUAAUUGCCUCACCCCUGGCUUUCCAGCUUCUGACAGCACUCUGCCAUGUUUUACUUAUAUUUUAAAAUCAGUGAUUCAGGACUUUGAGCAUAGGAAUUUGCUUGCUCAUUCUGCUGAGGCCCAUCAAAUUCUUCAGGAACUCCAGCAUUCAAACCAUCUUCCACAGGAUCACUUGAAGCAGGAAAUAGCUGCUCAAUGGGUGAAAUAUCUUAGGCUUGAAACUGAUUUUCUGUAGAGUGGUGCGCUCAAAUCUGAAUGCUUUGUCUUGGCCACUUUACUAGAUCCCUGUUUUAAAGGUUGCUUUGAAGAAUUCCUUCUCCUGCAUCUUGAUGGGUCAAGCUAA